This is a messenger RNA of Fusarium graminearum PH-1, 2520 nucleotides long. RefSeq names its product heat shock protein Hsp88. The coding region runs from base 157 to 2271 and encodes 704 amino acids. Gene Ontology annotation, molecular function: ATP binding; ATP-dependent protein folding chaperone. The transcript is spliced from 6 exons. NCBI's taxonomy places the organism in Eukaryota, Fungi, Ascomycota, Sordariomycetes, Hypocreales, Nectriaceae. Gene Ontology annotation, biological process: protein folding. The record is from RefSeq and is a predicted model, not a curated record. Gene Ontology annotation, cellular component: nucleus; cytosol.
ACUAUUCUCACGAUCCUCUCCUCCAUCUUCCGCUUUUCUUGCGAUCGCUUUCAUUUCCCUCUUCUGAGCUUUCCUGCGCAUCGCUCAACUAUAUCCCCCCCUCUUCUCUUUUUACCUUAAUAUCGUGUCUCGGGGCAAACCCCACCAGCCGCAAUCAUGUCUGUCGUUGGAAUCGAUUUCGGAACCCUCAAGACCGUCAUUGCCAUUGCCCGAAACCGCGGUGUCGACGUUGUCACCAACGAAGUCUCAAACCGAGCAACCCCUUCUCUGGUAGGAUUCGGACCCAAGUCUCGCUACCUCGGUGAGGCCGCCAAGACCCAGGAGAUCUCCAACCUUAAGAACACCGUCAGCUCCCUCAAGCGACUCGCUGGCCGAUCAUUCAACGACCCCGAUAUUCAGGUUGAGCAGCAAUAUGUUACCGCUCCUCUCGUCGAUGUCAACGGCCAGGUCGGUGCCGAGGUCAACUACCUGGGCAAGAAGGAGCACUUCACAGCUACCCAGUUGGUUGGCAUGUACCUGAGCAAGAUCAAGCAGACCGCCGGUGCCGAGCUGAAGCUACCUGUUCAAGAUGUUUGCAUGAGUGUGCCUCCUUGGUUCACUGAUGUCCAGCGACGUGCUCUUAUCGACGCUGCCGAGAUUGCCGGCCUCCGCGUCCUCCGCCUCAUCAACGACGGCACUGCUGCCGCUCUUGGUUGGGGUAUCACAAAGCUCGACCUGCCCGCUCCCGAGGAGCCAGCUCGCCGAGUUUGCUUUAUCGACAUCGGACACAGCAGCUACACUGUUUCCAUUGUUGAGUUCAAGAAGGGCGAGCUUGCCGUCAAGGCCACUACUUGGGACAAGGACUUCGGUGGCCGAGACUUCGACCGCGCUCUUGUCGAGCACCUUGCCAAGGAGUUCAAGGGCAAAUACAAGGUCGACAUCAUGACCCACGGCCGUGCUCUCGCCCGUACCAUCGCCGCCGCCGAGAAGACCAAGAAGAUCUUGUCUGCCAACCAGCAGGCCCCCGUUAACAUCGAGUCGCUCAUGAACGAUAUCGAUGCUUCCGCCAUGAUCACCCGCCAGGAGUUUGAGGCCAUGAUUGAGCCCCUCCUCCAGCGAACCCACCACCCCCUUGAGGAGGCCCUGGCUCAGGCCAAGCUCACCAAGGAUGAUAUUGAUAUUAUCGAGGUUGUUGGUGGUGGUUCUCGUGUUCCUGCUCUCAAGGAGCGCAUUCAGGCUUUCUUCGGCAAGACUCUUUCUUUCACCCUCAACGCCGAUGAGGCUCUUGCCCGUGGUUCCGCCUUCAGCUGUGCCAUUCUUUCUCCCGUCUUCCGUGUCCGAGACUUCGCUGUCCAGGACAUCAUCAGCUACCCCAUUGAGUUUGGCUGGGAGAAGGCCCCCGAUAUUCCUGAUGAGGACACCAGCUUGACUGUCUUCAACAAGGGCAACGUUAUGCCAUCAACCAAGAUUCUCACUUUCUACCGAAAACAGCCCUUCGACCUCGAGGCUCGAUACGCCCAGCCCGAGCUUCUCCCUGGCAAGACUAACCCUUGGAUCGGCCGCUUCUCUGUCAAGAACGUCAAGGCCGAUGGCAAGGACGAUUUCAUGAUCUGCAAGCUCAAGGCCCGUGUCAACAUCCACGGUGUUCUCAACGUUGAGACCGGUUACUAUGUUGAGGAGGAGGAGGUCGAGGAGGAGGUUAACGAGGACCCCGAUGCCAUGGAAACCGAUAAGGAUGCCCCCAAGAAGACCCGCAAGGUCAAGAAGCAGGUCCGAAAGGGUGACCUGCCCAUCUCCACUGGCAGUGCUUCAUUGGACGACUCCACCAAGGCCAGCCUUCUCGAGAAGGAGUCUGCUAUGGUGAUGGAAGACAAGCUUGUUGCCGACACCGAGGAGAAGAAGAACGAGCUCGAGGCUUACAUCUACGACCUCCGUGCCAAGCUUGACGAGCAGUACUCUGAGUUUGCUAGCGACGAGGAGAAGGAGACCAUCAAGGCCAAGCUUGAGGCUACUGAAGAUUGGCUGUACGAAGAUGGCGAGGACACCACUAAGGGUGUGUACGUUGCCAAGAUCGACGAGAUCCGUGCCAUGGCUGGCCCAAUUGUCCAGCGCCACUUUGAGAAAGUCGAGGCCGAGCGACAAGCCGCUCUGGAGAAAGCCGAGGCCGAACGGGCUGCGAAGAAGGCUGAGGAGGAUGCUCGCAAGGCUCAGGACGCCGAGAAGGCCACCGCCGACCAGGAGAUGAAAGAUGCCGACGCUCAGGACGCUGAAGGCACAGCCGACCCCCAGUAAAUUAUGGAAAAAAAGGGGAGCAAUGCAUUAUAUGAGAUGAAUGACGCUUAAAAAAGAUUACGCACGGAUGUUGAAAAAGGAAUUCCACCAGGAUUGGACGGGGAAGAGAUAGAUCAUGCUAUAUUGUUGCAACGACUCUGUUUUGUUUGGGGAAGGAGGCUCGGAAUUAUGACGGAUAUGUUACCCGAACAUUAGACCACUUUUUACACCUUUAGUAGUUAGGAUCCAUACACUCGAGUUUGGUUCAAG